CUCUCCUCCCUCCGGGACAGCGCUGCCACCCCCCCGCAGCCCGCCCGUCCGGGCCGCCGGUUCGGCCGGCGGAGGGCGAGGUGCGCCGGCCCGCCGCGCCGGGAGGGGACGGCCCCGCUCCGCCUGCCCCGCCGGCCGUCGUCGGGGCGAGGAAGCCACCGUGCAGGCGGUUCCUUCAGGAUGUCACGUAGAGGCGUAGCGACAGGCAGGGAGCGGCGGCGGGUCGCGUAGAGCCCGGUCCUAGCCUGGUUUGUGAGCCACUCUCCCGAAUUGGUAUGCAAGGCUUGCUGGAGCUGGGGAUACCCACCGCCUGCCAAGAGGAGUGCUUGGAGGAACGUGGCUUGAUCUCCCUCUUGUGGAAAAUUGUCGGAACUAAAUUCUCGUGAUACUAAAGAAGAAAAGUCCAGCAUCAGCAAACAAAUGAUGGCAGCAGUUACUAAGCCACCUGAUGCUCUUGCCGGUCCUCAAGGAAAUGAAGAGAUGGACUCGCAGAUCGUCUUGCAUUAUAAUUACACAGGAAAGCUUGUUUUAAGGGAAAAGGCAACUGAUAGCAUAGACUGGCCCACUAUUUCAUUUCUGAUCCUGUGUAGUUUCAUAGUCCUGGAAAACUUGAUGGUAUUGAUUGCCAUAUGGAAAAACAACAAAUUUCACAACCGCAUGUACUUUUUUAUUGGCAAUCUAGCUCUGUGUGAUCUUUUAGCUGGGAUUGUUUACAAAGUAAACAUUCUUAUGUCUGGGAAGAAAACUCUGAGCUUGUCUUCCACAAUCUGGUUCAUUAGGGAAGGCAGUAUGUUUGUUGCCCUGGGAGCCUCCACUUUCAGCUUACUAGCAAUAGCUAUUGAGCGGCAUUUGACCAUGAUUAAAAUGAGACCCUAUGAUGCAAAUAAAAAAUACAGAGUGUUCCUUCUCAUUGGUACAUGCUGGCUUAUUUCGAUUUCCUUGGGUGCCUUACCCAUCCUUGGCUGGAACUGUAGAAACAACUUACCAGAUUGCUCAACUAUUUUGCCUCUGUACUCCAAGAAGUAUGUUGUGUUCUGCAUUAGUAUCUUCAUCGCCAUUUUGGUUGCCAUUGUCAUCCUUUAUGCCCGUAUCUACAUACUGGUGAAGUCCAGCAGUCGUAAUGUCACUAACCACAAUAACUCGGAGCGGUCCAUGGCGCUCCUUAGGACUGUCGUGAUCGUUGUUAGUGUCUUCAUUGCCUGUUGGUCUCCGCUGUUCAUCCUGUUCCUCAUCGACGUGGCCUGCAGAGUCAAGGAGUGCUCUAUCUUGUACAAAGCCAACUGGUUUAUUGCUCUGGCAGUCAUCAACUCUGCAGUGAACCCCAUCAUCUACACUCUUGCCAGUAAGGAAAUGCGUCGGGCUUUCUUUCGCCUUGUUUGUGGCUGCCUGGUGAAAUCCAGGGUAGCCAGAUCUUUGCCUAUUCAGCCCACGCCAGAUCACAGUCGAAGUAAAUCCAGCAGCAGCAAUACCCAGAAGCCAAAGGAAGAUUUCCCACCGAUGAAUGUUCCCUCAUGUAUUGUUGAGAAAAAUGAAUCUUCGUUUCACAAUGGAAACUUCUGUAAGUAAAGGACUCCUCGAGACAAGUACCUUUCUGUGGCUUCUAGAUUUAAACUGCAAGUGUAGUUUGAGCAUUCGUGCACUUAAGUCACGGGGAAAACACUAACCACUUAUUUAACUUUGAAGACUUAUUUAUCAACAAUCAUUUCUUUGGGUGUUUGUUCAGUAACACACCUGAUUCAGAAAAAAAACCUUUCAUGCUAUCCAACAGCCAGGACAGAGUCCAUGCACAUCUAAUAACAUUGUGCACCCUGAUGGCACUGCAUGAUGAGGCUGCAUUUGGCACUGCCUGAUCUUGCAAGACAUCAAGAGAACCUGUUAGAAAAUUCAGCAUUCACUAAACACUGCUGACAAUCAGAAAAUGAGCCCAAUCGUCGCUGCCUGGCAGAAAAGCUCAUUACGUAUGCUGGUGAUUAUAGUUCUCUAUACGUAUCUUGCUAUUAUGUUAAUGGCCUUAUAUGUAUGUGGUAUAAAUAGCUGUAUAUUUGUACAAUUCCUUAUUAAAAAGUCAUUGUUUGGUAAAAGUUUACAAUAUGGUAAACAUUGUAUUGCAGUAUACAGUGUAAGGUGACAAAUUAUACAAAUAGAUAGGUGUGUUUCAAUGGGGAUAUUUGAAAAUAUAUGAAGUAGUAGCUUUUAACUGACAGGAACUUUAAAAUGUCAUAGCAAUGAAGUGUUUUUGGUUUUUCCACUGUUAUUGAAACUUUUCAGGUUUAGACAAAGACAACAUAACAGUUGUCACUGUGACAUUUCACAACUUAUUUUAAACAAGCAGUAGUAAAUAACCAUGGAGAGAGGCUAUAUACGUUUCCUAUUUAAAGUAGUUAAAAUGUGACCCAACAAUACACGUGUAUCAAGUGUAUAUACUGUUUCAAUGCCUAUAUUUUUACUUACUAUUUCCAGUGUAUUUAAAAAUGUAUGUCAAACUAUGUAAACCUGUGUAUAUUGUGAAUGCACUACCUAAGCUGAGAUUCUUCAGUUCUGAAACAGAGACGUAUCAUUUCAGAAAGCAAUGAACCACAAACGGGUCCCUGUGGAGCUGCUUCUUUUCUCUCCAGGCACUACCACAGCAUGGGAUUGUGUUAGACAUUCUCUCUGGGAAGAAGUCUAGCCGGUGGAACAAGAUCCCAUUUUCUGGCAAUGGGACCCUACACUCCUACUGUCUUCGGGCACUUUUGCAGAUACAAGAGGGAAGAUGCGGUACAACAGGAUCAUGCUGAAGGGCAUAUCUCCAUUUAUACCUGACCCUGUCUUGGAUCUGGAAUGAAAGCCUGUUUAUUUUGGAAGACCUUCCAACUUUCCUGGAGCCCCAGACUUAAUCUUUUGAGAGGCUGUUCCAGAGAAACCUGUAUGAAAGCAACUUUAUGGUUCAUUACUGUCUUAUCAGCCUCAGUACCAGAUGGCGUUCAACAUCAGGGGGAUUCCCUGAGACCUAGAGCAGUUAAGACUUCAUAAUCACCUGUUUUCAAGUCCUCGUGGAAGUGGCCUGUGGUACUUCCGUCAGUAGUACUUCAUGGCUCAAGUCUUCAGUGGAGGUUGAUGGGAAAUUCUGAGAUUAGUUCCCAUUGUCCUUUAGUAAGAAUAUAAGCAUCUAACUUUAUUGGCUCUCUCAGAGUUUUGUGUUUAAUGUGUCAAACCACACCUUGCCUUAUGCACAAUCAGAUGUAAUCGAGGCUUUUUUAAUACACAGCCUGAAAGAGCUGAUCCUUAGUUUUGCUCCGGUCUUAAUCAUUUAAAGCAGCAGCAUUAGACUCUUCCCAAGUUAUGUACAAGUGUGUAAGUUGUGUAAUGUGUGUAGCAAGAGCCUUUAAAAUGUAGAGGUUUGCAUUGUGAUUAUCUUUUACAAGUUAACAGUCUGCUUGUAAAUGUUUUAUGCUGUUAGAGUAGUAUAAGAACAAAGAAAACCUGUAUUUGAACGAAAAAACUGUGAAAGAGAGUAGUAAACACAAAAUAAUUUCUACCAAAAAUGUUAAGAAGCAGUGCACUUAGAGAAGAAGAAAAAGCUAAGCUAAACUAAGCAUGAUAUAACUACAUGAACUGUAAAUACAGGCUGGGUCAGCAGCUCUGUGGCUUUGUGAGAAGUAGAACUGGUGACAUUGCAUUGCCGUGGCUUGCUUAGGUUUUUAGAUCUUACAGUGCUAUUUGGCUGUAUUUUCAUUGUGGAAGUUCUCCCUUGAAGUUGUGUCUUUGGAAACUGACAGCUAAACUAUUUGUAUACUUCUAAAUGUUAGUUCAUGAGGUGGUGGCACGUGGCAGCAUUCCUUGCUAUUGUAGAGCAGAAAGGCCUUAGUAACACAACGGUUUGAGAAAACAUUGUGGCUGACCCCACACCAAGUCUCAUGUCAAGAAUGUUACAUGAUUAUCAUUGUUUAGGUGAAAAAAAAAAAUAGUAUUUUUAAUAGCCAAAGUCCAAGAACAUGCACAUAAAAGUGAGUUUUAAUAUCUGGAUUCUAGCCUUAGCUAUUGGCAGAGUUGAUGGGAGGUACAAAUAAUGCAAGCAACUCCUCUGUUGGAGACCAUGUGAUUGUGUGUCAGUACAAAAACCUUUCACUCUAUUUUGAUUUCCUUCUCUUAUUUUGGAGCUGUGGGGAUAUUUUGUCAGUUCACUACCCUGCUGUACUUGAAGCAGGCUCGUAAGAUUCAUUGGUUCACAUGUAACACUGAUAAUAUAAUUUACAAAGUACUUAUAAUUGAAGAGAAAAAAACUGUUGUGGAUACAGUUACCAGUGGGUACAUCCCACUGGUAAAGCACAGAUUCUGGAAGAUUCCAGAGCAAAAUUUUAACGUAGAAGAGGUUAAGGGGUUAACAGCAGUGGACUGUAAACAACCAGGAAGAUGUCCUAUCCCUGAAGCUGGAAAAGAUGGAGAAUAGCUUUUUUCACCCUAAAAUAUUAGAAAAUUCCUUAAAAUGCAUCACAGAAUCCAAACUUUUUGUCAUCUAGGCUGAUUAAAGCAUACAAGAAACUGAAUCAAGUCUCCCUUUCCCAACUGGUUUUAUAUGGAGCAAAAGUUACAAAGGAGAGUAACAUUUCCUUCAUAUUAUUUCAGGAAUUGUAAUAUUUAUUUUGGUUCUGGACUACAAAAGAAAUGCAAAUCAAACUACCUAAGGAGAAAAAAAAAUCUUUCACAAGAUGCUUUCCAAGAAUCUUUUAUUGCCAACAGUUUUACAGAAUAUUUUCAACUCAUUAGGUACCACAAACAUUUUGAAAACUUUUAAUUAAAUCUCAAACCUUUGAACCAAA
Molecule: messenger RNA, 4799 nt
Organism: Phalacrocorax carbo (great cormorant)
Lineage: Eukaryota; Metazoa; Chordata; Aves; Suliformes; Phalacrocoracidae
Source: RefSeq, a predicted model, not a curated record